Messenger RNA from Brenthis ino (lesser marbled fritillary), 813 nucleotides. The record is from the annotation of a GenBank genome assembly. Lineage: Eukaryota; Metazoa; Arthropoda; Insecta; Lepidoptera; Nymphalidae.
AUGGAUGAAACUGAAAGUGAUGCGCCAUUUGGCAUAAACUCUUCUAAUUCGACUAAAGUUUUUGCGGAGCCUGUGUCAGCCCCAGAAAUUUCAUACUAUGAUAUGAACGGCGAAAAGUAUUUGUAUAUCUUCAACCAUUACAAGUACCAGAAGACGCGAUAUUUCGGAUUUAAGCGGCCACAAGAGAGGACAGGCUCUAUUGAGGACGUUAGGAGGCUUUCUAAAAUAUUUCAAGAUAUGAAUUAUAAAGUGACGACGCAUCAAGACUUGGAGCAUAGCGAAAUAUUAAAUGUAGUAAAAGAAAUAAGUCAGAAGGAUCAUAAGUCAACUUCAUGUUUGUGCUUUGUGUUCCUGACACACGGGGAUAGAGGUGGCGAGCUUUUCGCAGCAGAUAGACCGUAUCUAUUUACAGAAGUAACCGUGUUGCUCGAACACGGUGACGCUGGGCUCGUGGGCAAACCAAAACUUUUCUUUAUACAGGCUUGCAGAGGAGAUCAAAAAGACGAUGGAAGAAGAAUAGAAACUGAUGGUCAAGUGUCAAUUGUAAUUCCAACUCAAGCAGAUUUUUUUACUCUAUACUCUACUGUUGAAAACUAUGUGGCGUACAGGGACAGUGAGGGAUCAUUUUUGAUGCAAGAGCUAUGUAAUAUUAUAGAAGAAUAUCAUGAUGAAAUGGAUAUCUUGCACAUGGUCACCCUUGUACAGAUGAGAGUCGCCUAUUACAGAAGCACGUUUGCACCCUCCAACCAGUCUAUACACAAUAAGAAACAAAUGCCCGAAACCCGUUUUACUUUGACUAAGCUAUUCAAAUUU